Messenger RNA from Emericellopsis atlantica, 2463 nucleotides. RefSeq names its product glycoside hydrolase. The transcript is spliced from 3 exons. Gene Ontology annotation, cellular component: endoplasmic reticulum membrane. Gene Ontology annotation, biological process: protein N-linked glycosylation; oligosaccharide metabolic process. Gene Ontology annotation, molecular function: Glc3Man9GlcNAc2 oligosaccharide glucosidase activity. NCBI's taxonomy places the organism in Eukaryota, Fungi, Ascomycota, Sordariomycetes, Hypocreales, Bionectriaceae. The record is from RefSeq and is a predicted model, not a curated record. Bases 1 to 2463 code for a protein of 820 amino acids.
AUGACGAGGUUUGGUCAUCUUCUGGUCGUGGCGGGCCUUGCGCUCAGCGGCGCGUCCGCCUGCCCUGAAUGCGGCAUGGGGAACACACCCGCCGACAAGAUUGAGGUGCAGAAUGAACAGAGCCUCUUCUGGGGUCCUUACAAGCCGAACCUCUACUUUGGUGUGCGACCACGCGUUCCGGAGGGUCUUUGGACCGGGCUACUCUGGGGCGGUGUGAACACGUUCGAAGAAGUGCCGCAAAAUUUCAGGUACACAUGCGAGCAAGGCGGUGAUAUCCAUGGAUACGGCUGGGACGAGUACGAUGCACGCACCGGCGGCGUUCAGUCUAUCCACGAUGACGGCAACAAGAUUGACAUGACGACCUCGUGGGUCAAGAUUCCCGGCGGUGACCAUGGCGGCAACUGGGCUGCGCGCAUCAAGGGCCAGCUCCAAGACGGCGCGCCCCUGACUACCAAAACGAACGUGUUCUAUUACUUUGCCCAGGAGGGCGACGCCUCAGAGAACGGAGCGACGAUCACUGUGGAGGGCACGGGCGGUGAGUUCGGGUUCGAGGGGGAUAUCAAGCUGAAGGGUACCUCUGACGAGCUUGGCGACUAUACAAUCGUGGUCACCAAGGGCGAGGGCAAACAUCCCACCAGUAAGCACAGUAUUUCAGAGUCACGCAGAGGCGACACCACGCUCGUGCGGAGUGUCGAGGCUGCAGCAGAGAUUCAGUGGCAGGCCAAGGCGGUGCUCUUUAUGCAGAUGCGCGAGGCGGUUGAACAGGUGCAACAAACGGUUGACCCUGAAGAUCCACCACCACCGUGGCAAGUCUAUCGCCUCCCCCACCGACCCGCUCCUGGCAACGUGCACAUUGUGCAGAAGACGUUUGAAGGCAGUUUUGAAUUCGAUGUGAUCUUCUCGUCCCUGUCAGCGGGGAAGGAGGUUACCCCGGAAGAUGUCACACGUGAGCUCCAGGAGACCAAGUCGUCAUUCACCAAGCGCUUCGGCGAGAUCUUCGACCUCAAAGCCCCAUUUACCGCGGAAGAGUACCAGACCUUUGGCAAAAGCAUGUUUUCUAAUCUGCUGGGCGGCGUCGGCUACUUCUACGGCAAGCAGGUCAUCGAUCGGUCCUAUGCGGAGGAGUACGAGGAAGAGGACGAGCGCUUCUGGGAGGCCGCUGCCGAAGCUAGAAGCAGGAAACAGCAGGCACUCGAGGGCCCUUACCAGCUCUACACCAGCGUCCCCUCGCGACCUUUCUUCCCUCGCGGCUUUCUCUGGGACGAAGGAUUUCACCUGAUUGCCAUUGCCGACUGGGACAUUGACCUGACACUGAACAUUGUCAAAAGCUGGUACAACACCAUGGACAACAAUGGCUGGAUCCCUCGAGAGCAGAUUCUGGGCGAGGAAGCGCGGAGCAAGGUGCCCGCCGAGUUCCAGGUGCAGUACCCUCACUACGCCAACCCACCCACUCUGUUCCUUAUCAUUGAGAGCUUCAUGGACCGUCUGCGCGCGGCGAAUGCGACGCACACGGCCUCCGGCUCGUCCGACGAUCCGCGCACAGCGCACCUGAACAAUCCCGAGGUGGGCGAGGAAUUUCUGCGCAAAAUGUACCCUCUGCUGCGCCGUCAGUACGAUUGGUUCCGCAAGACGCAGCGGGGCGAGAUCAAAAUGUACGAUCGUGAGGCGUACUCGUCCAAGGAAGCCUACCGCUGGCGCGGACGCACGGAGACGCACAUUCUGACGAGCGGCAUUGACGACUACCCGCGCCCGCAACCACCCCACCCCGGCGAGCUGCACGUGGAUUUGUUGGCGUGGGUUGGUCUGAUGAGCAAGUCCUUGAUCCGCAUCGCGGACGCGCUCGGCAACGAGGAGGAUGUGGCCGAACUGACACGUAACCUGAACGCGCUCGAGCACAACAUGAACGACCUCCACUGGUCAGAGAAGGAGGGAACCUACUGCGACGCUACGAUUGACGACUUUGAGGAGCACGCCCUGGUGUGCCACAAGGGCUACAUCUCGCUCAUGCCCUUUUUGGUUGGCCUGCUCAAGCCGGACGACCCCAAGCUGGGUCGGACAUUGGAUCUGAUCGCCGACGAGGACCAGCUCUGGAGCCCCCACGGCGUGCGGAGCUUGAGCAAGCAGGACGAGUACUACAAAACGGGGGAGAACUACUGGCGGAGUCCUGUGUGGAUGCCCAUCAACUAUCUGGUUGUCUCGCAGCUCAAGAACGUGGCGACCCAAGAGGGGCCCUUCCAGACCAAGGCGCGGACCAUGUUCAAUGCGCUGCGCAAGAACCUUGUCGACACAGUGUUCAAGAGCUGGAAGGAGACGGGGUUUGCGUGGGAGCAAUACAACCCUGAGACGGGCGCCGGUCAGCGGACGCAGCACUUUACCGGCUGGACGAGUCUUGUGGUCAAGAUCAUGGCCAUGGAGGAGCUGGUCGAGACCGUUGGUGGCGGUGGCGGACACGACGAACUCUGA